Chelmon rostratus (copperband butterflyfish) is the source of this 5858-nucleotide messenger RNA. RefSeq names its product zinc finger MYM-type protein 4. The record is from RefSeq and is a predicted model, not a curated record. Gene Ontology annotation, molecular function: zinc ion binding. NCBI's taxonomy places the organism in Eukaryota, Metazoa, Chordata, Actinopteri, Chaetodontiformes, Chaetodontidae. The transcript is spliced from 29 exons. The coding region runs from base 35 to 4729 and encodes 1564 amino acids.
GAACGAAGCGCGGCGUCUGCAGCAUAAUUAAAACAUGGCGGAUUCGGAGGAAUUUAGACUUAAACGAUUAAAGCAUGAGGAGCGCCUUUCCAGAGUGUUCGACGAAGUGAUGGGCCUUGGCGAUUUUGCUGACUCCUCCAGGGGCUCUGCCACCUCCUCAAGAAGUGGCGGUCAGGACGAGACAAAGGAAGAUGACAAAACUUCAGGGCUAGAGGAACGCCAACCAGUAGAAGAAGACGAUGAAGAAGAAGAAGAAGAAGAAGAGGACGAAGAAGAAGAAGACAGCAAUGGCAGCAGACAAGAAGAAAAGAUGGAUGAGGGGAUGGGAGAGCCAUCCUUUCCUCGAAUCUCCUCCCCAUCCUCUGAACGACACUCCUUGUUUACUAUGGGAACCAGCGAAGGAGGAGGAGCAGGACGGAGAGGAGGGGCGGCAUUUGAUGAUGCGCUGGAUGGCCUGGAAGAUGAUGAAGACUGGCACUUUGCCCUGCCGAUGGGCAGCCUGGAGGAGGACGCUCAUAUGGGUGAGGCAAACAGAAAAAGAAGCCAACCAGGAGUGGGGAGCAACAUAACUCGGGGCGAUCCCUUUUCUCAUCCGCCCAGAGAGGUGGAGGAGGAGCAAGAAAGGGAAGGGAGCAGUGGGUCUGCGAACACCUCCCACUCCUCACAGGACCACACACCUGACCACAGCCAAGAUGGAGGCAUCCUGAACCAGACGGAGGAGACAGAAGAUAGCCAGCAGGGAGAGAGGUCAGAGGCAGCUCCAAUGGAGGACAGUAAUCCCCAGAUGUCUCCAAUCAAUAUUAAAGAUGAGCCCAUUGAUGAGGGUUAUGAUGCUGCUUUAUUGCCUCAGAGCUCCAUCAGACAGAUCAAAGAGGAGCUGGAGCAUCAGGAGGAAGAGCUGAGGAUCAGCUCUGUCUACUCUGUCGGCGGAGGGAACACCUUUGCAUCCCCUACCAUGCCAGCGUCGGCCCCGGCACCCCCUCCGGCGGCCAUUUUUAUCCCAAGUAGAGGUGCUGUCCUACAAGCCAUGACUCCCCUCCCUGUCAGACCACCGGUUCCAGUCCCAAGUUCACUACCAGCCCUGGCACCAGUACCCCCGCGGCCACCUCAGCCCCCUGUUCCUGGUAGUGUUCGCUGCAGUGGCUGCUCUAAGGUUUUGCUGAAAGGCCAGACAGCAUUCCAAAGAAAAGGUUCGACGCAGCUCUUCUGCUCCACAGUCUGUCUGACCGGCCAUCUGCCUCCCGCCAACAAGAACCGAUCCUGUUUCCAGUGCAACAGGGAGAUUGUUCAGCCCAGGGACAUGAUCACGAUUCCAGCGGACGACAGCACCUACAUGCACUUUUGCGGCCAGUUCUGUCUUUCUGUGUUUAGACACAAGAAGAAACAAACUGAGAAGGUUCCUGAUAAAUGGGCUGACAAACGACUGGAGAGGAAGCCUGAGAAGCCGCCUGAGAAACCAGUAGAGCGACAGCCUGAAAAACCCUUUUGCAGUGUCUGCAAAGUCUCAAAUAGGGUGAUUGAACAUGAGGUCACCCAUCAAGGCCGCCUGCACAGACUCUGUAGUAAUGCUUGUUUUGUAACGUGGCGGAAGAUGCGGCAGUUAGCCAUGAACUGCUGCGAAGGCUGCGGGCUUUACUGUAAUAGCAGCUCAGGCUCCUGUCAGACGCUCACAAUUGAAAGAACUCAGCUCAACUUCUGUGGUCCUACCUGUAUUGGCACCUACAAACAGAACUGCAGAAAGAUGGUAGAGUGUGCCUACUGUCACAAGAUGGCGAUAGUGUCCUCCACCAUCAUGGAGCGAGACCAAAAAGGCAAAGUUCAGCUUUACUGCUCAUCUGCUUGCGUGGAACACAGUCGGCCUCCCCAACACAUGCUCACUGGUACUGCAUUCCCCUGCUGCCUGUGCAAAGUGUCAGCUGUUCCUCAGUAUCAUCUGGCCAUGGUGGACGGCACCAUUCGGAACUUCUGCUCCUAUGACUGUGUUUCCAUAUUCAGGAAGUCCGGGCACGCCUCUCAGCCAGACCCGAUCAAUGGAACCUCCUCUCUCAGGGACCCAUCCCUCAGAGAUGCCCCCAAACUGGGGCCCUCUGUCGGAGCCAGCUCAGUCCCUCCCAUCCCUCAGGACUACCCAUCUUCAGUCCCAUACCAGGGCCACCAUCCCAGUCAUACCUCAGUGCCCCCACUGGUGCCUCCUUACCCAGCCAUGUCCUCCCCCUCUGUCCCAGGACAGGCCCAGGCCAGAGCCCCUGCUGGUCAACCCCUGAAACCAGCAGAGGGUGGGCCCAGUGACACCUCCAAGCUGACCUGCCAUCAGUGCAGCAAACACUUCAACAUCAAGCCACUGCUAUUCAGUCACCAGGGUCGUAUUUGCAUGUUCUGCAGUAGGACGUGCUGUGAGCAGUAUAAAACCCAGAAGAAUAUCCUGGUGAUGUGUGAGUGCUGUAAACAGGAGAAAGUGCUCUUUGACACCAUCAGCUACAACCAACAGGACCUGGUCUUCUGCAGUGAAAGCUGUAAGCUGCUCUUAAAACAUGACAUGACAGCUCGUAACAAGGAUCAUCCCUUGCGUCCCUGCACCUACUGCUCCGGCUUCAGCCAGAAGAUGCUGCACAGCCACUACGGAGGCAGGCUGGAGGAGUUCUGUAGACCCCACUGCAUGUCCCAGUACACUGUACUCUACUAUGGGAUGGGGAGAUGUGACAGUUGUAGGAAACAGGGCUACAUGACUGAGAAGCUGCAAUGUUUGGGCUCAGUCCGUAAUUUCUGCAACCUGCCCUGCCUGCUGCAGUACUGCUACCUGCAUUUUGAGACGAGCCAACACAGCAGCAGUAACGGUACUGGAACGGCCCCACAAACACCAUAUGCUCCCACCCAGCCCCACCACUCUUCAAAAAUGAACCCCGUCAUAGCAGAUGUGGUGUCACUGGCCAAUGGCUCGGCCACUCAGCCCAGUGUGUCGGCAGAUACUGCUCUGACUGGAGCACUUCCGACCUCCAAUGUUGAUGGCAAGAACCUAGACCAUGCCAGUACUCAGACUGACGCCAUGCGAGUGCCUGUGUCCCGUCGACGUCAAAUGAAGAACAAGUCCGUUCUGUGUCGGCCCUUCACAAUGGACCAAGGGAGCUUUUGCCAGCUGUCCGGAAUUUCCACUGGAUCAGCAGAUCUGCCUCUGCUCUCUGUUGGCUCCUCAGCAGAAGAGGAGAGAGUGAAGGUGUUAAUGGUGCCAGUCCCAGUGCCGGUCUUCAUUCCAGUGCCUAUGAACAUGUACUCCCAGCACACACCUGUUCCGAUGGCUGUGCCCUUACCCGUUCCGGUACCCGUGGUAGUACCGCCACAGAGCAAGGACAUGAAAGAUGCAGCCGUCCAAUCAGAGCCUUUGGCUGUGCAGGAAGAAAAACAGAAAGAUAGACCUGUUUCCGGUCCAGAACAGAGCAGUUCUUACAGUGGAGACAUGAAGUCAGACGUGGUCAAUGAUGAGGACGCUCAAAAAGCAGUACAGGCCGACCUAACACUUACUAAGAGUUCAGAGAAGAGCACAGAGGCAACUGAUCUCCUGCUUGGUACCAAGCCAGAGGAGAGCACGACGACAAGCGACCCGCCAACCACCAGCAACGAGCAGCCUCCCUCACCAAUGAUGGACUUAGAGACCGACUUCCCGCCUGAAACGUUGGAUCAGAAGCCUCCUGCUCCAAAGCGAGGAGUGAAGAGACCCAGGGAAGGUUUCUCGGGCCGGAAACGGGGUCGAAGGCGAACUGCUCCGGUGGACCGCAGCACAGUGGUGACUCCAGCCGCCUCCAAAGUGAACCACCUGUAUGGGGUUAAAGCCUGGAAGUGCUGGGUCCAACAGCGAAACAAACAACUGAGAGAACCCAAUCCAGUGAAUAUUAAAGAAGACAUCCUUCAGUGUGACUCUGCUGAGCUGAGCUUCGCUUUGUCUCGUUUCGUCAAAGAAGUGAGACGGCCCAAUGGAGAGACCUACAGCCCGGACAGCAUCUUCUACCUCUGUCUGGGGAUACAGCAGUACCUGUUCAUGAAGGGCCGCAUAGAGAACAUCUUUACUGACGAGCUGUACAGUCAGUUUGCUGCAGAGAUCAGUGGGAUGCUGCGACUCUGGAAACCUAAACUACUUCCCAGUGGUGGCGUCGUGUCCUCUCGUGUCGUGGAGUCCUACCUGUGGGAGUGUAAGCAGCUGGGCGCCUACUCCCCCAUAGUGUUGCUCAACACCCUGCUCUUCUUCUGCACCAAGAACUUCCGCUUCACCACACUGGCGCAGCACCAAAGCCUCUCCUUUUCCAACUUCACUCGAAGCUCCAAACCCUGCAGCCGAGCCGGCAAAGUCCACUACCUCCGCUUCCAGAGAGGGACUACUGCCACGCCACGCCGAGAGGAGACAGAGCGAUUGAGAAAAGGGCAAACAGGAGGAGAAGAGGGAGACCUGGAGAUGCUUGAAAAUGUCACCAACCCUCUGCACUGCCCUGUCAGACUCUAUGAGUUCUACCUCUCUAGAUGCCCGGAGUCGGUGAAGAAGAGAACUGACUUGUUUUACCUGCUGCCUGAGCAGAACGUGCACACACACAGUUCCCACUGGUACACCUCUCAACCGUUAGAGGGCCCCACUCUACAGAGCAUGCUCACUCGCAUCUUGGCCGUCAGAGAGGUUAACCAGGAGCAGGAAGCAGCCGAGCGUCAGUCCUCAGCCACUGGCACCGCUGCUAACAGUUUACAGUGACAUGGAGCUCUGCUCGCCCACCUCCCGCUCAUGAUCUUCUCUGCGACAGACGCCCUCUCUGAUGCUGAAUGGUUCGCAGUGGAUUAAAGCUGUGCGUGCACCCAUCGGUCAUUCAGACUGAGGCUGAGAGAAAGAACAAUGAGAGAUGCAAGGAAAGGACAUUUUGUCACAAAGCAAGACAAAUUUAAAGAACCUUCAAAGUGUGGGGUUAUUGUAUUCAGUUACCUCCGUGGCCAUUUCUUCCCCACAUACAUGCAUACUGAGGAGCAGGAUGCAAAUACGAUAAAAAGGGAGUGUUAAACAGUACACUGUCAACACAUCUUUUCACAUUUGUGUCACACCAGAGUGAUACUUAUACCCAUCAUUUAUCACAUGUGGCAGGCUUAUUCACUGCCUGUAAUGGUCCAUGCCAAGCCAGUCUCAUGUACGUUUUAUUGCAGAGACACACGUCUGCAAUACUAGACUGGUGUGAGCAGCGGAGUGCAUGUGAGGGCAGUCGGUGCUGAUGCAGAUGACGAGCGCUCGCAUCCCUCAGGCACUGUCAGAUCUGUUCAUUACCGGCUUUAAAUGUGCCGCUUUGUUGUCGUUGCACCUCUUUGCAUCAGCACGCUGUAAUAACGAGAGCAUUUACCUGUACAGUACAAGGUUUCAAGGCUGAUACAGGUAUCUAUGUGUUGCAGCUGCCGCCACCAGUUUUUGUAAUUCGACAGCGUGGCGUAUUCAUGCAUAGCUGCGCAAAACUUGGUUAAAAUGUCACUGAGUUCAAGUGAAGCACGUCCCACAGACAUCCAGAGUAGUUUUGAUAAAUGAAACAAAAUAUGUAGUUUAACAAACUGCAUCAUUUUCAUCACAUGGAGGUGAAUGACGGUCACGGGUUGACAUUGGGCAUUUAAUUAAAAGCCAAUCUCUGAUUUGAUAUGUUGUUGAACCAAUAUACUGUAUAUCAGUGUAACCCUUGUUACAGGUCAAGGUCAAGGUAACUUAAUUGAUACCCAUCGGUAGAUUUGUUUUACAGUCUGGAGAGGGCAUCUCAAACAUUUUACACAACAUUUAAAAACACAGGACACAUACAGAAGACAAAUUAACAGCAGACAUUGACAGGUACUCCCAGCAGCUCACUGAUCAUGGU